AUGCAAGAUUUGAAUCGAAGAUUCGUAAGGUUGUGGGAGGUAGGGUGUCAAGGAAACGAGAUGUGUGCUGGGAUUGGUGGGAGUGGGUUUCGCUGGCAGGCUGUGACAGGAAAUGAUGGAUGCGCAUUGGUUGAGUUGGAGUUUCAAGUGUUUGCCAUGGCCGCCUACUGCAUGUCCAACGUCGUUUCUGGCCUUGCUUCCAAGGCUUCCUUCCUCCCUGGAUCCUGCUACAUCAACCACAAUCCGAAGGUCCAAUUUUCAAAUCCAGCCACGUUUCCUACCCAGCGAGUUAGAAAAACAACCGUCUGGGCCAGCAAUGAGGCGGGAAUCUCAGAUGAACUCACUGUCACAUUUCCGAAGUCGAAGCUGGUGGUUCCUUACCCUGACCAUGAGCCGAAGGUGUACAUAAGCCGCGAAGAAUCCGCAUCCGAGGUGGCAUCCGCUGUGGCGGAGUACAUUCAGCGGCUUUCGGCUGAGGCGACGAAGACCAGAGGUGCUUUUACCAUCGCGCUAUCUGGGGGCUCGCUGGUCAAUGCUUUACUGAAGCUGACAGAAGAACCCUUCAGAUCGUCAAUAGAUUGGAAGAAUUGGCACGUCCUGUGGGUGGAUGAGCGUGCGGUGAAGCUUUCGAGCCCUGACAGUAACUACAAGCUCGCGAUGGACAAGGUGCUUUUGAAGGUUCCGAUUCCCGAGGAGCACAUUUACGCUAUUGACGAUGAGUUGUCAGUUGUGGAAGCUGCAAGCGACUACGAGGAACUCAUGAAGGAGCUUGUGGAGGAGGGCGUCCUCAGAACAACACAGGGUGUGCCUUUUCCUCGAAUCGACCUGAUUCUUCUCGGAUUUGGUCCUGAUGGCCACGUGGCUUCACUCUUCCCCAACAGCCCGCUUCUGCGUGAAACGUCAAGAUGGGUGCUUCCUGUCACAAAUUCGCCAAAACCACCUCCAGAACGGAUCACCAUGACACUCCCUGUCAUCAACUGUGCUUCAAAUGUUGCAUUCGUUGCGACAGGAAAGGGGAAAGCUGAGGUGGUGCAGAGAAUCUUUGGGAGGCUUGCUUUACCGGGUGCACUGCCUGCUCAGCUAGUUCGUCCUUACAGUGGACCAGUCACCUGGUUUGUAGAUUCAGCUGCAGCUUCUGAAUUGCCUGCAUAG
Closterium sp. Yama58-4 is the source of this 1152-nucleotide messenger RNA. NCBI's taxonomy places the organism in Eukaryota, Viridiplantae, Streptophyta, Zygnematophyceae, Desmidiales, Closteriaceae. The record is from the annotation of a GenBank genome assembly.